Molecule: messenger RNA, 2585 nt
Organism: Verruconis gallopava
Lineage: Eukaryota; Fungi; Ascomycota; Dothideomycetes; Venturiales; Sympoventuriaceae
Exons: 1
Coding region: 238-2364 (708 amino acids)
Source: RefSeq, a predicted model, not a curated record
GUGACAUCUUAUCAGGAGCGCAUCGCUCCAAUGCUGAUAGUGCAUUCAUAGGGUAGAAGUCAUCUCUCGAAUCGAUGGUUACUCUCUUGAGACCAAUAUACUGCCAUCGUAUGAUAUAAUCGCUGCCAGCUUCCAUAAUACUUCACAUACUAUUAAUCACCCUACUCGUUCUUCUCCUUUUUUUUCCACGAAGCAGAUGGUGGCCUUUCACCAUUCCCGCGCUCCAUCAUUGUUGCUAUGGAUCCAGAGCCUCGAAAUGGAACAUUGCCGAGAAGUCCGACCCACGACGAAAAGGCCAAAAUCACUUCGCUCAUGCGGGAUUGGCGAGACCAAGCAUGGAGGCUGCGAACUGCUUGGGUCUCUACGAAGAUCUAUCAAGGGAUCAGAGAUUUACUCUCAGACUACGUGUUUGACCUUGUGAUGCCGCCAUCUACUUCUGCGAAGAAAAUGAGCUCGCGCCGCAAUUUCAAUCCUGAUUACAAACUUCAGAUGUACGAGAAGGUAAAGAGGCCUAUUCUGGACAAAUCUCCGAGAGAAUUCGAUGGAGUGAGCCCGUUCUCAUACUCGGCUAUGAAUUUCUCGGAUGAUCGAUUUGCUACAAGGUUCCUGAUGCUUCAUCCGGGAGAUGACGAAUCUCACAUUCAGAUUACCCUGGAAGUGGGUAGCUUACAGUCGUGCUCGCCCUAUGAUGCUCUUUCAUAUACCUGGGGCGAUAAAAUCUACCAUGCAAUUGAAUGUAACGGUAAGAUGCUGCGGAUUCAGGAAAAUGCCUGGCUGGCAUUGCAUGCAUUACGCCGUCCGAACGAGGUCCGGAAACUCUGGGUUGAUGCUAUCUGCAUAAACCAGGACGAUACAGACGAAAGAAGUAGACAGGUGCUUCUAAUGAGACAAAUAUUUCAACAAGCUACGAUAGUCAUAGUUUGGCUCGGCCCCGAGUCGUCGGGAACAAAGAAUGUAUUCGACUUACUUGGUACACUUUCGAAGGCUCGUGCAAGCGAGGAACUAGAGAAGCAGUCGCAACCCUUUACAACCCAAGAUCUGUUAACGGCUAGGCUUCCCGGACGAACCGAACAAGCAUGGACAGAUCUGGACAUGUUCUACUGGCAGACGUGGUUCACGAGAGUCUGGAUCAUUCAAGAGAUGGCCGUAGCUCAAACGAUAAUUUUCCGCUGCGGGCGACACCUUUGUACAUACGACGACUUGGAAGCUGCGUCCAACUACAUAGUAUCACACUCCUUAACGGCCCUUACCGGCGUUGACCCAUCAAAGUUCAUCCGUCUCUCCCAGUUUCGGCAGGACUAUCAACAGCGUAAUCCAGAUUCCGCCUGCAUAGACCUCAUUUUGUGUCGAGCACGACAGAGCUAUAGUACUGACGCACGAGAUAAAGUAUUUGGAGUGCUUGGGCUGAUCCGACAGUCUCGUACCCCUUUGCCAUUGACGCCCACUUACACACAGAGCUAUGGACGUGUAUAUAUAGAUACUGCAAGACUUAUUAUUGAAAAUUCAAAAUCCUUGGAUGUGCUGAGCGCUACAGAUGACCACCGGAGUAGCCUAAUCGACGAGCUGCCUUCUUGGGUACCCGACUGGGAAGUGUCUCAUCCUAGAUUUUCACCUUUCUGCACGGCCAAAGCUUUUGCACAUUGGCAGGCCUCUGGAAACCUCGAGCCCUCUCUCGAAUUUUCAACCGACGGGCUCAGACUAGGCGCCGUUGGUUUUCUUGUCGACGCAGUCAAUCACGUCUCAGAUUCUUUUUUGGAAUUUUCGCCUGUGCCUGGAGGAGAUAUUUCCGCUCAUAAUGUCACUAAAAUCGUAAAUUGGAGCUCAAAGUUGAAGUCCAUAGCGAAUAACACAGUCGAUUUCUACGCGCAACAGAGGUGGCGUCAGUGGGAGAGAAUCGCAAUGAAUCUGGGCAUAUAUCCAAACGAGAGUGCGGUAAUGGAUGUCUUUGCGAGAACCAUCACCGCUGAUUAUGAUUUUGGAUCUACUUCUUCCCUAGAGAUGUACAAGUCCUGGAAAAGAAUAUGGGAAUAUGCCACAACGUACGAGGGCAAUAAAAUUGAGAAAGCCUAUGAUGGAAUGACUUCAGCUGAACUUGCCAAUGCCAUGAAGUUCUUAGAAGCACACAGGAAAGCCAGUUUCGGUAGAAGGCUUUUCACCACUACUCGCGGAUUUAUGGGGAUUGGACCGAACAGGCUGCGAAGAGGUAUGCUCAUUUGGGUUUUGGGAGGUGGAAGGACCCCAUACGUUCUCCGCAAACGUAAAAAUCAAUCCUACACCUUUUUGGGUGAAUGCUACAUUCACGGGGCCAUGGAAGGACAACUCGUCCCUCGAAACGAAACGGCAAGAAAGAUUUGGAUCGAUUAAGUAGCAUCCUCUGCUUUAUGUGAGGUGUCUGAAGUGAUCCCUCAGUCAUUCACGAAAUUUUCCUCAUAUAUAUAAGGCAAUGUCACUUAUGUUAGUUCAAAGCUUACUGGCUGAUAUAGUUGGUCUGAUAGCUAUAAGUCUACGUCACGAAUUGAAUCAGUAGGUGUAACUACCAGCUCAUCCCGCGGUAAUUAUGUAAGUGAAUUGUCAGAGAAUAAUAU